Messenger RNA from Diabrotica virgifera virgifera (western corn rootworm), 5813 nucleotides. It is a transcript of the gene Mgat4a, whose product is annotated as alpha-1,3-mannosyl-glycoprotein 4-beta-N-acetylglucosaminyltransferase B. The record is from RefSeq and is a predicted model, not a curated record. Gene Ontology annotation, cellular component: endoplasmic reticulum; endoplasmic reticulum-Golgi intermediate compartment; Golgi stack. Gene Ontology annotation, molecular function: acetylglucosaminyltransferase activity. Gene Ontology annotation, biological process: protein N-linked glycosylation. The coding region runs from base 186 to 1877 and encodes 563 amino acids. The transcript is spliced from 12 exons. NCBI's taxonomy places the organism in Eukaryota, Metazoa, Arthropoda, Insecta, Coleoptera, Chrysomelidae.
CUUUAAUAUGAAAGUAUUUACCGCUCCGCUAUCCGAUCAUAAGUACGCCGGGCGUAUAUCGCUGGUCUCUUGUAAAACAAUCAACCGUGUUGUUUGUUAUUGACUUCGUUGUUGACUUUCGGUCAUAUCGUUUUAUAGUAGUUAAACGAGCCGUUAAUAUGAUUAUUAAGAACUAAAUUAAGAAGAUGUUAUCUUCCGCUCAAUUACUGAACAUGACAAUAGUGAAUUUAAGUAUGUCAUCUCUCAGAAAACGUAACUGUUUUUUUGUGUUUAUAUUUAUAGUGUUUGUGCCGUUCUGUUUAUUUGUCAUACUGUCUGUGCCAGAUAUUUCAUCAGAAGAAACCUUGUUACAAAGGUUAGCCGAACUUCAGGUGAGAAUUCAGUACUUGGACGCUAUGUACAGAUCACGGCAAGAGGAACUACAAGAACUAACACAACACAUCGACCAAAUCUACAAUGAAGAUAGUACCCUGAAUUCUUCUGCAAAUGUACAAGAAUUAAGGCCAGAUAUUAAACAAAUGUUAAAAAACAUGUCGGGACUUUACGCUGCUAAUGGUCUUAAUCCUGGUGUAUCGGUGAAGUUUCCUUCAGCCUUUCACUUUCUUCCACAUUUACUGGAUAACCCCAAUAGCUUAAAGCUAGCCUAUCUUAUGUCAAAGAACAGAGAGGGAGUUUCGUUGGUUUUGGGGAUACCAACUGUCAAGAGGGAAAAAUAUAGCUAUUUAAUGGAUACCUUGCAAAAUCUUAUCGACGGAUUGUCCCCAGAAGAAGCAAACGAUACGAUUAUUGUUAUUUUGAUAGCGGAGACUGCAAUGGAGUACAUUCUUCAAAUCGCUAAAGAAGUAGAAAUGAAAUUUCCUUCACAAGUAGAAUCAGGACUUAUUGAAAUUAUCGCCCCAUCUUCUGGAUACUAUCCCAAUUUCGAUAAGCUUCGAAUUACGUUGGGAGAUUCAUCAGAACGUGUUAAAUGGAGAUCAAAACAGAAUUUAGAUUAUGCAUUUUUAAUGUCCUACUGUCAAACCAAAGGAACUUUUUAUGUACAACUUGAAGAUGAUAUUUUAGCCAAACCAUCCUAUGCAACGAUUAUGAGAAAAUUUGCGAUCGAAAAGACUGCCAAAAAAGAUCCUUGGAUUGUGUUGGAUUUUUGCCAACUAGGAUUUAUAGGAAAACUUUUUAAAACUGCUGAACUUCCAUGGUUAAUAAAUUUCUUCCAAAUGUUUUUCAACGACAAACCUGUUGACUGGUUGUUGGAUUAUUUAAUUACUACAAAAAUUUGCAAUUGGGAGAAAAACGAUAACUGUAAAGCAGACAAAGCAAAGGUCUGGAUUCAUUAUAAACCAUCAUUAUUUCAACACAUUGGAAUGCAUUCGUCGUUAAAAGGAAAGGUACAAAAACUAAAAGACAAACAGUUUGGAAAAGUGGCUUUGUUCUUUCCUCACAACAAUCCUCCAGCUGAAGUGGUAUCUGGAAUUAAGCAUUAUAAACAAUAUACUCUAAAACGAGCUUACUUAGGAGAGACCUUUUUCUGGGGUUUGUUGCCACAACCAGGCGAUCAACUUUUAUUUAACUUAACACCGCCAGUUACGCUAAAAAGGUUUUAUUUUCGAAGUGGAAACGCAGAGCAUCCCACGGAUAAGUUUUACAACACCACAGUUGAAGUCAAACCUGUACAGCCAAUCCAAAAUUUAAAUUUUUCUAAUGUUACUCAAGAUGGUUUUAUUAUAAUAGGUAAAUUUGAUAGUGCUGGUAUAGCUUCUGGUAGUCUAAAUAACAGCAUUGGCAAAAUUUCAUCGUUAAGACUGAAUGUACAUAGCGAAAGUGAUAACUGGGCUAUUUUAAGUGAGAUACACCUUCAAGAUGAUUCCAGAAUUAGGUGACAAACCGAUUCUACAUUAUUGUAGAGUAUCCAGCUAGUAAGCAAUAAUCUGUGAUAUUUGUUCGUUGAUCUGCACAUUAAAAAUAUAACAGCAUCGAAACAUAAUUGCAAACAAACAACAAAUUUUAAGCAUAUAUUUUACGGACUUAAUGUAUUUCUAUCAUGCACAAAAUAAUAAGAAUUCUUACAUUUGUAUAUCAAUCUAAACAUAAAAGUUAAUUCAAUAUUUUUUAUCUAAGAGCUACGAGAACGCUAAGAGAAAAGCUAAGAGAACGUACACCUGUAGAUGUACGUUCUUAUGAUAUUUUAAUGACGUAAUUAUGGGAGCCUGGGAGGAGUAUAGUAGAAGAAACAAAGACACAGACAAAAUGCUAUACAAAUAAAAAAACGAACGAGAUGGAUUGAUGAAUUUAUAGAAGAGUUGGUGGAAGUAAAUAGCAAGAAUAAUGUAAAGCUAUAUACAGUAUGGUGCAAAUGUCUGGAAUAAAUUCGAUAUUUCGUAAACCGACGACUUUAUGAAAAAUCCCGAAGCAGGUCGAUUUUUAUUUUUAAAUUACGAUAUUUUGGCAUAUAUUUCAUAGGAGUGACGUCAUCCCUAUGAACGUGAUGACGCAAUCGAUGUUUUUUAAAUGAGACUAGGGGUCGUGUGAUAGCUCAUUUAAAAGGGUAUUCAAUUCUCUAUUCAGUAAUAUAAGUAUUAACAUAAUUGCUUAUACACAGUGUCCAAAAGAAUAUUUUUUUAAAUUAAAUUACAUAAUUGACAAAAAAAGAAUAAUGUAUGUACGUUAUUUAAUUCAAAAUACAUUUUACUAUUGUCAGAAAACAGAAAAAAAAUUUUAAAUGACAAAUAAGGAUUGUUUUUCGCUUAAAUUCAAUGUUCAAACCAUCUCCCACCAACCACCUGCCUCUUUGAAGUUUUAACGUUUAAUUUAGGCGAAAAGCAAUGCUUGUUUGUCAAAUAAACUUUUUCUGUUUUCUGACAGCAGUAAAAUGAAUUUUGAACUGAAUAAAUUAGAUACAUUCCUCUUUUUUGUCAAUUAAUUUAAUUUAAAAAAAUUAUUUUUUUUUGGACACCACCCAGAUAACAAUAUAAACUUGUUUCAAACUUGCAACAAGUUUGAUACAUCAAACAUGAAAGCUUGCUGAAGGUUUGCCUUGGCAACUUUGUAAACUUGCAGCAAGUUUAAAACAAACUUGCUAGUUGGAGUGUGACAAACUUGCAUGAAGUUUGUUUAUUCAAACUUGAUACAAACUUGAUAUAACAAACUUGCUGAAGGUUUGUUUUUGUUCUGUUGCAUGAAGUUUGUUUUUUCAAACUUGAUACAAACUUUCUUAAGGUUUGUUUUGACAUACUAGCCACAAUUUGAAUAAAACAAGGUGAAUAAAAAAAUACAAUACCAUUUUAUAAAACAAUUUAUUAAUCACUCAACUAAAAUACAAUAUAUUGUCAGCUCUGGCUCUGAAACAAAUAAAAGAAAUUAUUAUAAGCUCUUGCUGUGUGCAGAAUUAACAUUUGGUAUUAAAAGAGAUAAAAAGAUGUUAAAGUAACAAUUUUACAAUAAAACCUAAAACUUAUUUAUAUAUAAUAUAUUGUAAAUAUAAUUUAUUUUAGAUGGUGCCUAUGUAAAUAUAGCUAGAAGCUACGAAAAACAAAAAAAACUUACCUCAAUUUCACCAAAGCAAAAAGAAUACCAAUCUGUAAGCUUAGUAAAACUCCAAAAAGAAGCUUCAGCUUAGUAAUAUUAAUAAUUGAAGUAAUAGUCUCGGAGAACUGUACGGUAAAUUAAAUAAUACGGUAAUAAAGUAAAAACUCAAAGAAACAUUUAACAACAACAUAGGAUAGGAGGACAUAACCACAAAUUGCACAAAUUAUCAUCGCUUAGCACUUUGCAGGUUACUUUCCCGUGUUGCCAGCUGUCGAGUAAGCUUUUUCCCUCAACGUACCUUAAAAAUUCCCACUUUUAUGAUAAAAUUCCCUCUUAUGCUCUUAUUUAAAAAAUCUGUGAAAAUAUGUUGAAUUAUUUUCAAAUAAUUUGAUUUUUUUAAAUAUUUUACAAUUUCGACUGUAGCAAAGAUUCACUUUUAAGUCAACUUUUCCCUUUUAUGUUGAAAAUUCUCGCAAAAAUGGAAAUUUCCCUCCGAUGGCAACACUCUCGUUAGCGUGGGCGUUACAUCAGUCGGGGCAAGUCAGGGUACCGAACAAAACCGAAGCGAACCGACCGACCGACCGUAACGUGUAAGUCAACCAAAUAGAUGGCACGCGUGACGUGGCUUUGCAACUGUUAUGCUUGCAACAAAGUUGCUACAAACAUGAAUCAUCAUCUUUGUCAUAACAAUCUUGCAGCAAACUUGACACAAACUUGCCUCGUCAUAUUUGACGCAGAAAUUUAAAAUCAAAGAAGAAUCAAACUUGCCACAAGUUUACAUGCUAUCUGGGCGUGUAUAAACAAUUAUGUUAAUAAAUUGAAAAGUCUCAGAUGCAGAAUCCACCAAUUUAAUAAAAAUUAAAAUGGUAAAUAGUAAUUUAAACCUGAGACUUUUGAAAGUUCUUUCUGGUACAUCCUUAAUCUGCGACUUUUUCAAUUAAUAAGACCGCAGACGACGAAUAUAGAAAACGAAAAGGAAACGAUCACAUUCCGCUUUCAUUCGUCUAGGAAAAAAGGACAGAAGAGGAUCUUUCAGUACUCAAAUCCGAGUAAAGAAAAUAAAAAUGAUUAAAAAUCCCUUUAAAAUGAUGGUCCAGCUGUUUUUCGAUUCAGAGGAGUGCACGAUAACGAACGCUGCCGAGGACGCCUGAAAUGGUAGAAACAGUGUGUCCAGCGGGUGUGCAACCCUCUGAAUAUGGAGGUUAUCGGUAAACAAAAAUAUUGUAUAAUAUUAGUUUUUAUUGAUGUGUGGACAGAAAUAAAAUUAAAUUUAUAAUUAUAGUGACUUUUUAAAUAGUUUUGAAAAGCCGCAGGUACGUAAUUCUAAAUGUUUACGUUGGAAAUACCUAAUAGUUUCAAUAUCUAUCGAUUUGGAAAAUGUAAACAAAAUAAUGUAGUUACCUAUUAGUAGGCAAUGCUUUAAUUUACAUAAUCUGAUUACGAACAAACUUUCUACAAAUCUUCAUCUCAUAUAUCGUUUUCUUACUCUAUAUUUUGUUGUAUUUUAUUUCGACAAAAAUCAAACUAAUGAUUUUAUUAAAUUCAUAUAAAUUUAUGGUGUAAUCGUUUAGUUUGUGUAUAUUCCCACAUGACGUACACGCGAAUGUGGUGCAGUUUGAAAUGCCGUCAACUUUCGUACGGCACGGUAGACGUGAAGUGGGUUCGAGCCCCAAGCAAGCUAUUAUUUUUUUAUUUUUUUUUUAUAAAUUUUAUGAUUGUAAGUAUAUUAUUAUAUAAUUUUUGAAGAUAUUCUUCUUUUUUGAAAGUGGUAGAUAAGAAAGUUAGUUUGAUUUUUAAAUAGAAUAAGUACAAAUAACCUUUUAAGUAUAUUUACUUCGUUUAAAUUACCUAUUAUAUAAUAGAAGAAUAUCUUCUUACGUGCGUACAAAGUACACACACAUUCUUUUUUUUUCUUUACUCGGAUUUGAGUACUGAAAGUUCCUCUUCUGUCCUUUUUUUCUAGACGAAUGAAAGCGGAAUGUGAUCGUUUCCUUUUCGUUUUCUAUAUUCGUCGUCUGCGGUCUUAUUAAUUGAAAAAGUCGCAGAUUAAGGAUGUACCAGAAAGAACUUUCAAAAGUCUCAGGUUUAAAUUACUAUUUACCAUUUUAAUUUUUAUUAAAUUGGUGGAUUCUGCAUCUGAGACUCUUCAAUUUGUUAGGAUAUGUCGCUGUAUCGCGUCCUAAUGGGGAAUUAGAAUUAUUUUUCAGAUUCCCUUUAAAAUGAUGGUCCAGCUGUUUUUCGAUUCAGAGGAGUGCACGAUAACGAACGCUGCUGAGGACGCCUGAAAUGGU